UGCUUAAAACUGCUACGCACAUCAGAGCGUCUUCCUCCAUAAAACGCCACCAUUUCUUUUCUGCAACAGAACAGAGUUGAUCCGUUUCGUCUAAAACAUUCACUCGGUUUUAGAGAGAUGUACAAGAACCAGCUGCAGGAGCUGGCGCAGAGGAGCUGCUUCAGCCUUCCAUCCUACACCUGCAUAAGAGAGGGCCCCGACCACGCGCCGCGAUUCAAAGCCGUCGUCAACUUCAACGGCGAGUCCUUCGAGAGCCCUCACUUCUGCUCCAACCUCCGCCUCGCCGAGCACGCUGCCGCCGAGGCCGCCCUCGCCUCCCUCUCCUCCCGCGGCCCCUCUCAUUCCCUCGCCGCCCGCAUCCUCGAUGAAACAGGGGCUUAUAAGAACCUCCUGCAAGAGAUUGCACAGAGAGUUGGAUCACCAUUGCCUUGCUACACAAUUUGUCGAUCCGGUUUAGGACAUCUACCCGUCUUCACGGGAAUCGUGGAAUUAGCAGGAAUCACGUUUCAGGGAGAACCUGCUAAGAAUAAAAAGCAAGCGGAGAAGAAUGCUGCACUAGCAGCUUGGCUGUCAUUAAAACAAUUGGCACAGAAAGAUGCAGGCUCUUCACUUGAACACGAAAAUAAUGAGGAACAAGAACAGAUAAAAAUAGCAAGGGCCUUGCAGAACUACCGGAUGAAGGAAAGGAUAGGCGUGGCUAACUCAAGGAACAUCACUGUACCAUUUCUACAAAACGAUUCAGUUCCAACUCCUUGUCCCUCUAGUCCACAGCGCCCUCCAAUGUCCGUAUCCAAAAUCCUCCCUUUAUUCUGCCAGAAAACUGCUUCUCGGAGCAGGCCAUCAUCUAUCAUAAACAACACAACAUCUCCCCGUCCGCCAUCACCAGAAGUUGGGACUACACAUACUCAGAGGUAUCCUACUAUUGGGGCAGCUCCUUACAUUCCCGUCAACCAAUACAGGACACCUUACCACGGGAUUGCUCCGCCCGUUACAAUGAGGACAGCAGUGCCAGUUUUCUCAGCACCACCACUUCCACCACCUGCUGCCCAGGUGAUGCAUUGCCGACCAAGUGGAUUAGUCCCACCAGUAUGUAUAAGGCAGGCCGUUCCUGUUUCCUCAGCCCCACCAGCCCUUAAACCACCAUCUGUCUCAGCUGCUGCAGCUGACAGAACUUGUGAUGUUGAUGAAUCUACUGCCAUCAAAUGCUUGGAGCAACACGACACAGCAGAGAGGGCAUUUUGUCAAAGGUGGACCAAAUCUUCCACUUCAAGGACACCAACCCAUCAAAGUAAAUGACCAUUUGAUGGAUCCAACCAAACAAAUAUAUUGGUGGGCCCCGGCCCUGCUCACCUUUGACCCAUUUGGAUUAAGGAGAGAGAGAGAGAAAGAGAGGAAUGUCAAACACUUCCAAGAUAGAUCUGCUAAAGGAUAUGAAAUUAUGGUCAUGGGAUGAACUUUGUUUAAUUCAUCAUGCACCUUUGAUUGUAUUUGUACCUAUGAAUAACUAACUUAUCUUCUCUCUCAUGCCUACUCAAUCUUUGUUCUCUUCACUGUGUGCUUUAUUUUGCCCUUUCUUUUUGCUACCUUCCAAACAUUACAUUUCUAUAUUGAGUUGCAACUUGCAUUGGUUUUGGAAAAAUAUUCAAUGUUUAUUAUUAUUUUA
This is a messenger RNA of Salvia splendens (bonfire salvia), 1663 nucleotides long. RefSeq names its product double-stranded RNA-binding protein 2. Gene Ontology annotation, molecular function: double-stranded RNA binding. The transcript has 4 exons. The coding region runs from base 118 to 1296 and encodes 392 amino acids. The record is from RefSeq and is a predicted model, not a curated record. NCBI's taxonomy places the organism in Eukaryota, Viridiplantae, Streptophyta, Magnoliopsida, Lamiales, Lamiaceae.